Sinocyclocheilus anshuiensis is the source of this 2049-nucleotide messenger RNA. RefSeq names its product thrombospondin type-1 domain-containing protein 7B-like. Lineage: Eukaryota; Metazoa; Chordata; Actinopteri; Cypriniformes; Cyprinidae. The transcript is spliced from 8 exons. Gene Ontology annotation, biological process: actin cytoskeleton organization. Bases 1 to 2049 code for a protein of 682 amino acids. Gene Ontology annotation, cellular component: plasma membrane. The record is from RefSeq and is a predicted model, not a curated record.
AUGGCUGAGGGUCAGUGGGGCAGGUGCAUAGGAGAAGAAUGUGGAACUGGCGGGGUUCAAUCCAGGACGGUGUGGUGCAUCCACUCAGAAGGAUGGACCACACACCACUCCAACUGCCGGCACUCAGACAAACCAGAGAGCCAGAGGCCUUGCUUUAAAGUGUGUGAGUGGCACCAGGACCUCUUUGAAUGGGAGGUUUCAGAAUGGGGGCCGUGCGUUCUAGCCCCAUUCCAGUCCAACGAGCUCAAACCGAGGACAACGGAGUGCGUCACGGCCCAGCACGGCAUCCAGAGACGGAAGGUCCAUUGCGUGCGCACCUCAAACCGCACGACGGUCACGGAGAGGAUAUGCGAGUUCUUUUCCCCACGACCGGCGCUCGAACAGGCCUGCCUGAUCCCCUGCCCUCACGACUGCAUCGUAUCCGAUUUCUCCUCCUGGUCCGGCUGCAGUCGAACAUGCGGCAUGGGUCUCCAGCAUCGGACCCGACACGUUCUAGCGGCACCGAUGUACGGAGGAGCUAAUUGCCCCAAUCUCACCCAAACAAGGACUUGUGCAAACCUUCUGCCCUGUCCGGUUGGGGAAAGCGAGCAUCACUACAGCCUUAAAGUCGGCCCCUGGAGCGAGUGCAGGCAGCCGCAACACAAGGGGCUCUGGAUGAGCGGAAGGACCAUGCUGGACUUCACCACGGGAGAUACGGAGAGGAACACCGUGAAACGACAUAUCCAGAGCUCCCAGCACCACCAUCACCACCUCCACCAUCACCACGGUCUCAAGGGCUUGGACGUGGAGAUCGGCUACCAGACGCGCCAAGUUCGUUGCGUGCGCAGCGACGGCAAGAACGCCAUGCUGAGUCUUUGUACCCUUGACAACGGUCCAGGAACAUUCCAGUCGUGCAUUAUGCCCAGAGACUGUGAGACCUCUGAUUGGUCCGUUUGGAGUCCAUGUUCAAAGACAUGUAGUGCAUCAGAUAUGUCGCCUGGUUUUCGGGUCAGGACUCGAAGCAUAACGCAGACUCCUAUUGGACUAGGCAAAGAAUGCGCCACUCUUGAAGAAAAGAAAGCCUGCAACAUAAUCGGAGAUUUACUUCCGAACUGCCCUAGGUAUGUGUGGAAGAGCACAGAUUGGGGGGACUGUCAAGUGGCCCCUCUUCUCAGCCAGCAGGACAGAAGGCUUAACAAUGUAAGCGUUCUCUGCGGUGGAGGGAUUCAGACCAGGCAGCUGUACUGCGUCCAGGUCCCUGACAACUCCACCCCUCAUCACAGAAAAGAGGUGUCUAGGCCGGUAAGUGGGCAUCUGUGUGUAGGAGAAUUGCCUUCUGCAGUGCAGCCCUGCUCCAUACCAUGCCCACAGCUAUGCCUGCUCUCGUCCUGGUCCUCCUGGGGGGCCUGUCUCCACGACAACUGCAUGGAAACACAUGGACGAAAAGGCUACAGGCAGAGGAGGAGAGAGGUGCUGGAGGAAGGAUCAGGAACAGAAAGCUGUGCUCAUCUCCUGGAGUCAAUGCCCUGUGAGGAUCCAGUAUGCUUCCUGUGGCAGGUGCAGUUUGAGGGCGCUUGUGUGCCCAGCGAAGGGAACUGUGGAAAUGGAAGCAGGACUCAAACUGUGGCUUGCGUCAACUCAAAAGGGCAGCUUGUUCCUGAGGAGCUCUGUGAAGAUGAGCCGCCCCCUAAAGAGGUGUCCUGCAUGAUGGCGUGUUCAGGUGACUGUGUGCUCAGCUCAUGGUCUGAUUGGUCCUCCUGCUCCCACAGCUGCUCCAGUAAAAACUCAGAGGGCAGACAAAGCCGCACACGGACCAUAUUAGGCUUGCCAGGAGAAGCUAAGGCAUGUCCAGCUGCUACUGCUCUGGAGGAGUGGAGAACUUGUAAUGAUCAUCCAUGUAUCACGUUCUACUGGGAAGCGUCGCCAUGGGGACCAUGCAUUGAGGACUCCUCCAUGAAUCUAAAUGGCACCGGCUACUGGAACGGAACGGCCACCUGUGCAGUCGGUGUGCAGAUUCGUAAAGUGGUCUGCAUGAAAAUGGGCAUCGGGCCAGUUAUUCCCAAAAGGUGA